Sciurus carolinensis (gray squirrel) is the source of this 3801-nucleotide messenger RNA. It is a transcript of the gene Upf2, whose product is annotated as UPF2 regulator of nonsense mediated mRNA decay. The record is from RefSeq and is a predicted model, not a curated record. Lineage: Eukaryota; Metazoa; Chordata; Mammalia; Rodentia; Sciuridae. Gene Ontology annotation, biological process: nuclear-transcribed mRNA catabolic process, nonsense-mediated decay. Gene Ontology annotation, cellular component: cytoplasm; exon-exon junction complex. Gene Ontology annotation, molecular function: protein binding; RNA binding.
AUGCCAGCUGAGCGUAAAAAACUCAGCCCAGCAGUAUGGAGAAAAAGAAUCUUUAUUAAACAACAAAGAAAAAGCUGCAGUGAAAGACGGCCAGUGAGCAGCAAGGAGAAACCAAAGGACGAUCUCAAGAUCACUGCCAAGAAGGAGGUCAGUAAAGGAUUCCCUGAAGACAAAAAGAAGAAACUGGAAGAAGAUAAGAGAAAAAAGGAAGACAAGGAACGAAAGAAAAAAGAAUAGGAAAAGGUAAAGGCAGAGGAAGAGUUGAAGACAAAAGAGGAAGAGAGAAGAAGGAAACAGAAGAGGAAAGAGAAAAAGCAAGAAGAGCAGCCAAAACGUCAGCAAGAAGAAGAAGCUGCUCAAUUGAAAGAAAAAGAAGAAUCCCUUCAGCUUCAUCAGGAGGCUUGGGAAAGGCAUCAGUUAGAAAGGAACUCCGUAGCAAAAACCAAAUGCUCCAGACAACAGGCCAGAGGAAAUUUCUUUAGCCGCCUAGACUCAAGCUUGAAGAAAAAUAGCUUUGUCAAGAAACUAAAAACUAUUACAGAACAACAGAGAGACUCCUUGUCCCAUGAUUUUAAUGGCCUAAAUUUAAGCAAAUACAUUGCGGAAGCUGUAGCUUCCAUUGUGGAAGCCAAACUAAAAAUCUCGGAUGUGAACUGUGCUGUGCACUUGUGCUCCCUCUUUCACCAGCGCUAUGCCGACUUUGCCCCUUCGCUUCUUCAGGUCUGGAAAAAACACUUCGAGGCAAGGAAGGAGGAGAAACACCUAACAUUACCAAACCUCAGAACUGAUUUGCGUUUCAUUGCAGAAUUGACAAUAGUUGGGAUUUUCACUGACAAGGAAGGUCUUUCCUUAAUCUAUGAACAGCUAAAAAAUAUUAUUAAUGCUGAUCGAGAGUCCCACACUCAUGUUUCUGUGGUGAUUAGUUUCUGUCGCCAUUGGGGAGAUGAUAUUGCUGGACUUGUACCAAGGAGAGUAAAGAGUGCUGCAGAGAAGUUUAGUUUGAAUUUUCCUCCUAGUGAGAUAAUUAGUCCAGAGAAACAACAGCCUUUCCAGAAUCUUUUAAAAGAGUCUUUACGUCUUUGACCAAACACCUGAAAAAGGGACCACAGGGAGCUCCAGAAUACUGAGAGACAAAACAGGCGUAUUCUACAUUCUAAAGGGGAGCUAAGUGAAGAUAGACAUAAACAGUAUGAAGAAUUUGCUAUGUCUUAUCAGAAACUGCUGGCAAAUUCUCAAUCCUUAGCAGAUCUUUUGGAUGAAAAUAUGCCAGAUCUUCCUCAGGACAAACCAACACCAGAAGAACAUGGACCUGGAAUUGAUAUUACACCUGGUAAACCUGGAGAAUAUGACUUGGAAGGUGGCAUAUGGGAAGAUGAAGAUGCUCGGAAUUUUUAUGAGAACCUCAUUGAUUUGAAAGCUUUUGUUCCAGCCAUCUUGUUUAAAGACAAUGAAAAAAGUUGUCAGAACAAAGAAUCUAGCAAAGACGAUUCCAAAGAGUUAAAAGAAUCUAAGGAUAAUAAAGAGAUACCAAGUCCUGAUGAUUUGGAACUUGAGUUAGAGAAUCUAGAAAUUAAUGAUGACACCUUGGAGUUAGAGGGUGGAGAUGAAGCUGAAGAUCUUACAAAGAAACUUCUUGAUGAACAAGAACAAGAGGAUGAGGAAGCCAGCACUGGAUCUCAUCUCAAGCUCAUUGUAGAUGCUUUCCUCCAGCAAUUACCCAACUGCGUCAACCGAGAUCUGAUAGACAAGGCAGCAAUGGAUUUUUGCAUGAACAUGAAUACAAAAGCAAACAGAAAGAAGUUGGUACGGGCACUCUUCAUAGUUCCUAGACAAAGGUUGGAUUUGCUACCAUUUUAUGCAAGAUUGGUUGCUACAUUGCAUCCCUGCAUGUCUGAUGUAGCAGAGGAUCUUUGUUCCAUGCUGAGGGGGGAUUUCAGAUUUCAUGUACGAAAAAAGGACCAGAUUAAUAUUGAAACAAAGAACAAAACUGUUCGUUUUAUUGGAGAACUAACUAAGUUUAAGAUGUUCACAAAAAAUGAUACACUACAUUGUUUAAAGAUGCUUCUAUCAGACUUUUCUCAUCACCAUAUUGAAAUGGCAUGUACCCUGCUGGAGACAUGUGGACGGUUUCUUUUCAGAUCUCCAGAGUCACACCUGAGGACCAGUGUACUUUUGGAGCAAAUGAUGAGAAAGAAACAAGCAAUGCAUCUUGAUGCAAGAUACGUCACAAUGGUGGAGAAUGCAUAUUACUACUGUAACCCACCUCCAGCUGAAAAGACAGUGAAAAAGAAACGACCUCCUCUCCAGGAAUAUGUCCGGAAACUUUUGUACAAGGAUCUCUCUAAGGUUACCACUGAGAAGGUUUUGAGACAGAUGCGAAAGUUGCCCUGGCAGGACCAAGAAGUGAAAGACUAUGUUAUUUGUUGUAUGAUAAACAUCUGGAAUGUGAAAUAUAAUAGUAUUCAUUGUGUAGCCAACCUCUUAGCAGGACUAGUGCUCUACCAAGAGGAUGUUGGGAUCCAUGUUGUGGAUGGAGUUUUAGAAGAUAUUCGAUUGGGAAUGGAGGUUAAUCAACCUAAGUUUAACCAGAGACGUAUCAGCAGCGCCAAGUUCUUAGGGGAACUUUAUAAUUACCGAAUGGUAGAAUCAGCAGUUAUUUUCAGAACUCUUUAUUCUUUUACUUCAUUUGGUGUUAACACUGAUGGUUCUCCAAGUUCACUGGACCCUCCUGAGCAUCUUUUCCGAAUUAGACUAGUAUGCACUAUUUUGGAUACCUGCGGCCAGUACUUUGAUAGAGGUUCCAGUAAACGAAAACUUGAUUGCUUCCUUGUGUAUUUUCAGCGUUAUGUUUGGUGGAAGAAAAGUUUGGAGGUUUGGACAAAAGACCAUCCAUUUCCUAUUGAUAUAGAUUACAUGAUCAGUGAUACACUAGAACUGCUAAGACCAAAGAUCAAACUCUGUAAUUCUCUGGAAGAAUCCAUAAGGCAGGUACACGACUUGGAACGAGAAUUCUUAAUAAAACUAGGCCUUGUAAAUGACAAAGAGUCAAAAGAUUCUAUUACAGAAGGAGAAAAUCUUGAAGAAGAUGAAGAAGAAGAAGAAGGGGGAGCUGAAACAGAAGAACAAUCUGGAAAUGAAAGUGAAGUAAAUGAGCCAGAAGAAGAGGAAGGUUCUGAUGAUGAUGAUGAGGGAGAAGAAGAGGAGGAGGAAAAUACAGAUUACCUUACAGAUUCCAAUAAGGAAAAUGAAACUGAUGAAGAGAAUACUGAGGUAAUGAUUAAAGGAGGUGGACUUAAGCAUGUACCUUGUGUAGAAGAUGAGGACUUCAUUCAAGCUCUGGAUAAAAUGAUGCUAGAAAAUCUCCAGCAAAGAAGUGGCGAAUCUGUUAAAGUACAUCAACUUGAUGUUGCUAUUCCUUUGCAUCUCAAAAGCCAGCUGAGGAAAGGACCUCCACUUGGUGGCGGGGAAGGAGAGGCAGAGUCUGCAGACACUAUGCCAUUUGUCAUGUUAACGAGAAAAGGCAAUAAACAGCAGUUUAAAAUACUUAAUGUGCCCAUGUCAUCCCAACUUGCUGCAAAUCAUUGGAACCAGCAACAGGCAGAACAAGAAGAAAGGAUGAGAAUGAAAAAGCUCACACUAGAUAUCAAUGAGCGGCAAGAACAAGAAGAUUAUCAAGAAAUGUUGCAGUCUCUUGCUCAGCGCCCAGCUCCAGCAAACACCAAUCGUGAGCGGCGGCCUCGUUACCAGCAUCCAAAGGGAGCGCCUAAUGCAGAUCUAAUCUUUAAGACUGGUGGGAGGUAA